Salarias fasciatus (jewelled blenny) is the source of this 1743-nucleotide messenger RNA. RefSeq names its product lipopolysaccharide-induced tumor necrosis factor-alpha factor homolog. Gene Ontology annotation, cellular component: cytoplasmic side of lysosomal membrane; cytoplasmic side of late endosome membrane; nucleus. The record is from RefSeq and is a predicted model, not a curated record. Bases 139 to 570 code for a protein of 143 amino acids. Gene Ontology annotation, molecular function: zinc ion binding. The transcript is spliced from 5 exons. Lineage: Eukaryota; Metazoa; Chordata; Actinopteri; Blenniiformes; Blenniidae.
UUCAUUUCCGAGAUAGAGGGGCUGUCUCACAUUACCUCUCCUUCUCUACUCUGAAGUUUCCAGUAUUUUUCCAGAAGGAUUCAGGACACACAGACCUCUCAGCUGUUUUUACUGAUAGAAGCUCAAAGAUUACUCAAGAUGGAUAAAGGAUAUCUGCCACAAGAAAGUGCCCCACCUUACCCCGGACCGCCCAUGAACUACGGAGGUCCAAUGCCUCAGCCAGGAGUGUAUCCUCAGCAAGGCGCUUUCCCUGGCGCACCCACUCCUGUGUAUCAGGGUGUUUCUUACGCUCCUCCCCCGACCGUUCCUGUUACUACAGUGACUCAUGUGAUGGUGGCACCGGCGCUGCGGGAGAGCCCGGCCCGGGUCGUGUGUCAGCACUGCCAGCAGUCUGUGGUCACCAGCGUCGUGCACACGCCGGGCCUCCUGGCCUGGCUCAUCUGUGGAGGCCUUGCUCUCGUUGGAUUGUGCCUUUGCUCUUGUAUCCCAUUCUGCGUUGAUUCCUGUCAAGACAUUGAGCAUCGCUGUCCAUCCUGCCACGGAUUGAUCUCUGUAUACAAGCGAAUGUGAACUACUCACACUAAGAACUCACCAGGAAACCAUUUCCGUCCCCCCACUUGUCGCUGAGGACUUCUGUUCAGUUAUCUUUUGAUCUCAGUCGAAUAAUAGUCAAAACCACAGAGAGACAUUACCUUUGUAGUUCCAUUGAUGUUAUGUCAUUUUCAUGAUCAGCGAAUGUUUGUUUUGCGGAGGACUUUGAGCAGUUAGCUCAGCUGUGCUAAGAGUGCAAACUAGCUGCUGACCAGGCAGAACAGGCCCUGUUUUAGUGCUGAUAUGUUAACAAUGCUUCCUCCGAUAAAGUGUAAUUAAAACUUUACAGAGCUGUUUGAUCUGAGCACCUAUAUGAAUACAGUUUCAGCACCAUGGUGGAUUAAAUCCACUCAAGCUGAUAUGUGACUGCAUAAGUAUGAAAAAAAAAGUGUAUAUACAUGUCUUUGCUGCAUUUCCUGUAUGAUAUAUGAAGAAAGAGAUUGAUAACUAUAUUUGUGAAGCUUUGCAUUUUUAUAUAAAUCCCUAAGUAUAUUGGAAAAAAAAUGUCUGUGAGCUUUCAUUCCCUUGGCAGAGAUCUGACUCCUGAUAUAAAAGGGUGAGUCCUGUCGGCGUGAACGUCUCUGAGUGGACGAACACAUCGUAGCUGUAGACGGGGCCGCGCCAUCGAUCCGCUCAAGACCACAAGAUGACCUGACGAAGGCGUUUUUGAUCGACCCACUAUGGCCGUUCAACCAAACGCUACUCUACUGCCUUAAUUGCUUAAACUUAAUGAACUUAAAGGUCUGCAGCAAAUUUACAGGAUCUCUUUGCAGCUGAACAAGUUUUAUUAUUAAUAAUUUAAGUACGAUUGAACCUCAGAUUUCUUGUAUUUAUUUGCCUUCAAAAGGCAGAUUAUACCUUGGAAGAUGCAUGCUCUUCCUAUUUUUUUUCCCAUCAAAUUCUUGACCGCUUAUUAGAUUGCAACAGUCGGUUGACCUUCUCUUGAACUUUUGCAUUUAUUUAUGUUUACUGGACUUUUGCAUUUGUCUCACAUGAGAUCUCAGCAGACAUGGAGGGAGAUGCCAGAGCUAAAGGCCUGUUCCAGUAAAAUACGUCACAGUCAAGCAAAGACUGGACCAGAUUAAAAUCCCUUGUAAAAGUCAUGUGCUUUCGAGACCAGUUCGAUCCAGGACAAAAAAAAAAAAAAAAAAA